Molecule: messenger RNA, 816 nt
Organism: Iphiclides podalirius (scarce swallowtail)
Lineage: Eukaryota; Metazoa; Arthropoda; Insecta; Lepidoptera; Papilionidae
Source: the annotation of a GenBank genome assembly
AUGAGGUUGUUAUUAUGGACGGUGUUGCUGGCAUGGACACUAGCUUCAUCGCAAGCUCGAAAUUUUGCUCUCUCCGGCACUGAAGAGAAAACAAAGCACCAAUCGAAACUGACGGCCGCUGGCCUUAUCACUGAAAGCCAUGGAAACUUAGACCAGACACCCGCAGGCACUGAGAAAAAGGAAGCAAAAAGCAGUCACCAAGAAUCUGGCGGCGGCCACGAACACCAUGCACACCACCACAAGGAGAACGACGAAAAGGGGGACAAGGGUUAUAAGUCUCAUCAUCAUCACGAUAAAGGCGAGCAUGGCCACAAAGAGCAGCAUCAUCACGAGGGUCACCACGACGAGCAUGGAGGACAUAAAAAGAAACACCACGACGAGCAUGAUCAUCAUGGCGAACAUCACGAAGCCGCUCACGGGCAUAAAGGUGGUAAGUUUGGCCAUAAAAAGGGACACAAGAAAGGCUCCAAGACGACUGGAUUCCACCACAAAUCGCACAAAGACGAAUAUCAUAAAGAACACAAGUUCUACGACGACUUCCAUAAGGGUGGCCAUCAUCACAAACACGGCGACUUCCACGGACAUCAUGACAAGAAAGAUGGCCACCACAAAAAGGGUGGACACCACGAAAAAGGCCACCAUGAGAAACAUCAUGGUAAGAAGGGCAAACACGACAAGGGGCAUUACGACGAAGACCAUAAGGGCCACAAAGGCCACCACGGUCACGAGGAACAUCAUGCCCAUCAUCAUGAUUAUGGUAAAAAAGGUGGACAUGCUGGGGGAAAGGAGCAUGGUUACAGUCACGGAAAGAAAGCU